Molecule: messenger RNA, 1053 nt
Organism: Ceratotherium simum simum (southern white rhinoceros)
Lineage: Eukaryota; Metazoa; Chordata; Mammalia; Perissodactyla; Rhinocerotidae
Gene: OR5AR1
Product: olfactory receptor family 5 subfamily AR member 1
Biological process (GO): G protein-coupled receptor signaling pathway
Cellular component (GO): membrane
Molecular function (GO): G protein-coupled receptor activity; olfactory receptor activity
Source: RefSeq, a predicted model, not a curated record
AUGAGCAAGCAGCUCAGAGACCACUAUCAGAGUGGUUCACCGUCACUGGAUUCUUCUCAGAAUAACUGUUCAGUAGAGUUCGUCAAGAGAAGAGGAGACAGCACACAAAAAAUUGAAGAGAUCUAUGAAGAAAACCACUCAAUGGUGACUGAGUUUAUCUUUAUUGGCAUCACUCAGGACCCUCAGAUGCAGGUCAUCUUCUUCGUGGUCUUCCUCUUGGUCUACCUGAUCAAUGUAGUGGGGAAUGUUGGUAUGAUUAUGCUAAUCAUAACAGACACUCAGCUUCACACACCCAUGUAUUUUUUCCUCUGCAACCUCUCCUUUGUAGACGUGGGAUACUCCUCAGCCACUGCACCCAGGAUGCUGGCUGACUUCCUAACAAAACACAAAGUUAUCUCAUUCGCCAGUUGUGCCACCCAGUUUGCUUUCUUCGUGGGUUUUGUGGAUGCUGAGUGCUAUGUUCUGGCUGCCAUGGCCUAUGACCGUUUUGUGGCCAUCUGUCGACCCCUCCACUAUAGCACUCUCAUGUCCAAGCGAGUCUGCUUGGCUCUCAUGUUGGGGUCUUACCUGGCUGGUCUGGUGAGUUUAGUUGCCCACACUUCCCUCACCUUCAGUUUGAGUUACUGUGGUUCCAAUAUCAUCAACCACUUCUUCUGUGAAAUCCCACCACUCUUGGCCCUCUCCUGCUCAGACACCCACAUCAGUGAGAUCUUGCUCUUUAGUCUAUGUGGCUUCAUUGAAUUCAGCACCAUCCUCAUCAUAUUCAUCUCCUAUGCCUUCAUCCUCAUUGCAAUCAUCAGAAUGAGCUCAGCUGAAGGCCGCCUUAAGGCUUUCUCCACCUGUGGGUCUCACCUCACUGGCGUCACACUUUUCUAUGGCACAGUCAUGUUUAUGUACCUGCGGCCAACAUCCAGCUACUCCCUGGACCAAGACAAGUGGGCCUCUGUGUUCUACAUGAUUAUCAUCCCCAUGUUGAAUCCCUUGAUCUACUGUUUACGGAACAAGGAUGUGAAAGCUGCUUUCAAAAAACUAAUUGGAAGAAAACCUCAAUGA